Messenger RNA from Pangasianodon hypophthalmus (striped catfish), 7759 nucleotides. It is a transcript of the gene rock2a, whose product is annotated as rho-associated, coiled-coil containing protein kinase 2a. Gene Ontology annotation, biological process: smooth muscle contraction; regulation of actin cytoskeleton organization; actomyosin structure organization. The record is from RefSeq and is a predicted model, not a curated record. Bases 727 to 4860 code for a protein of 1377 amino acids. Gene Ontology annotation, cellular component: centrosome; cytoskeleton; cytoplasm. NCBI's taxonomy places the organism in Eukaryota, Metazoa, Chordata, Actinopteri, Siluriformes, Pangasiidae. The transcript is spliced from 32 exons. Gene Ontology annotation, molecular function: ATP binding; small GTPase binding; Rho-dependent protein serine/threonine kinase activity.
ACGCUGCAUGGUUGUGGCAGCGAAGCAGCGAGCGGACAAAAGGCGUGCUGGGAAAUUCACUAACGUGAUGAAUUAGUCAGCGAGAAUGCCUCGUUUUCCCGACACCCCCAUUUCGUUUUAAAGCCAGAAGCAGCUCGCGCUCCGGUGGAGGAGUGUUUGAUGGAGAGACUCGGUAGGAGAAGACGCGGCGGAGGAAAAGUGCGAGGCGCCGAGGCGCGUGCAGAGAGAGAGAGAGAGAGAGAGGGAUAGGGAGAGCCAUCCGAGGAGGAAUAAACGCCUGAGAAGAGAGAAGAGAAGAGAAGAGAAGAGAAGAGAGAGGGAAGAAACAGGGAAGAGGGGAGGGAUAGAAAACGCCCUUCUCAACACCCCUCUCCAAAAAAAAAAAAAAAAAAAAAAUGAAAUAAAUGCAAUAAGCUGAAAGCCCAGGCUCUGGUGCUUUAGGACGGGACUGGAGCAUGGCGCGGCGCACUGAGCUGGGGUCCUGCCCGACUUUUCAAACUUAAUUGGAGGAGCAUUUCCGGUUGGAUUAAUCCACAUUUUUUCCCUGGUGGUGGGGUGGGAGAUCCCAGCAAACCCUGCAGGCCAAAGAGGAGCUCCGUUUGCUGUUGUUUUGUUUUGUUUUUUGUUUGUUUUUUGUUUGUUUUUUGUUUGUUUUUUGUUUUAACGCACAGUCCUCGCGCAGGAAUCUAACCUUCCCAGCACUGAGUAAUCUGAGGAUAUGAUCUGAUGAUGUCUUUGGGAGCUGAAAGCAGGAUGGAGAAGCGGCUGAAGAAACUGGAGGCCAUGAUCAGAGACCCGCGCUCUGCCAUCAACCUGGAAAGUUUGCUGGACGCCAUGAGCGCCAUGGUGUUAGAUCUGAACUUUCCCGCCUUACGCAAAAACAAGAACAUCGAAACCUUCUUGAACAGAUACGAGGCAGUAAUGGGUGAUAUCAGAGAUCUGCAGAUGAAGCCGGAGGAUUUCGAUAAGGUGAAGGUGAUCGGCAGGGGAGCAUUCGGAGAGGUGCAACUGGUGAGACACAAGGCAUCUCAGAAGGUUUACGCUAUGAAGUUGCUGAGUAAAUUUGAGAUGAUCAAGCGCUCAGACUCUGCAUUUUUCUGGGAGGAGAGAGACAUCAUGGCAUUCGCACACAGCCCCUGGGUCGUACAGCUGUGCUGUGCGUUUCAGGACGACAGGUUCCUCUACAUGGUGAUGGAGUACAUGCCGGGCGGAGACCUGGUCAACCUCACUAGUACGUACGACGUUCCAGAGAAGUGGGCCAAGUUCUACACGGCGGAGGUAGUCAUGGCUCUGGACGCCAUCCACUCCAUGGGCUUCAUCCACCGAGACGUGAAGCCCGACAACAUGCUGCUGGACCACAAUGGCCACCUCAAACUCGCCGACUUCGGCACCUGCAUGAAGAUGGACUCGACGGGCAUGGUGCACUGUGACACAGCGGUUGGCACGCCCGACUACAUCUCACCCGAGGUGCUGAAAUCACAGGGAGGAGACGGGUACUACGGGCGCGAGUGUGACUGGUGGUCUGUUGGAGUCUUUCUUUUUGAGAUGCUCGUAGGUGACACUCCGUUCUACGCUGACUCUCUGGUAGGAACCUACAGUAAAAUCAUGGACCAUAAGAACUCGCUGAACUUCCCAGAUGAUGUCGAGAUCUCAAAGGAGGCCAAAAAUAUCAUCUGUGCCUUCCUGACAGACAGGGAGGUGCGUUUAGGGCGGAACGGCGUGGAAGAGAUUAAGAGACACCCGUUCUUCAAAAAUGACCAGUGGACCUUCGACACCAUCAGAGACACCGUGGCUCCCGUCGUACCCGAGCUGAGCAGCGAUAUCGAUACGAGUAAUUUCGAUGACAUUGAGGAUGAUAAGGGCGACGUGGAGACGUUCCCUACACCUAAAGCCUUCGUAGGGAACCAGCUGCCCUUCGUUGGAUUCACGUAUUUCAAAGAAGACCAGUUGUUAAAUGCUUUCAACAGUUCAUCAGAACGUCCUGCUUCUAUUAAAGGAGAGGACAGUGUUAUGCUCCAGAAGAAGAUUCACUCAUUAGAGGAGCAGCUGAAUAAUGAAAUGCAGGCCAAAGACGAGCUCGAACACAAGUAUAGGACGAGCAGCGCACGACUCGACAAGAUCGCCAAAGAGCUCGAGGAAGAGAUGAGCAGUAGGAAAGCUUUGGAGUCGUCCCUCAGACAGCUGGAGAGAGAAAAAGCUCUGCUGCAGCACAAAAGCGUCGAGAGCCACAGAAAGGCCGAGAGUGAGGCGGAUCGCAAGCGCUGCCUCGAAAACGAAGUGAACAGUCUGAGGGAUCAGCUGGAGGAGAUGAAGAAGAGAAACCAAAAUUCACACAUUUCCAACGAGAAGAACAUCCACCUGCAGAGACAGCUGGACGAGGCGAACACGUUGUUGCGGGCGGAGUCGGAUGCGGCGGCUCGUCUGCGUAAGUCGCAGGCGGAGGGCAGUAAACAGCUGCAGCAGCUGGAGGCACACGUGCGAGAGCUGCAGGAUAAAUGCUGCCUGCUGGAGAGCAGCAAACUGACGCUGGAGAAAGACUUCAUCAGCCUGCAGGCGGCACUCGACACCGAGAAACGAGAACACACACAGCGCUCCGAGACCAUCUCUGACCUGCAGGCGCGUCUCUCGGGUCUGGAGGACGAGAUGAAGCAGGCGAGACAGGCUCUGUCCAAAGCCGAGACUGAGAAGAGACAGCUGCAGGAGAAACUCACCGAUUUGGAGAAGGAGAAGAGCAAUAAGGAGAUUGACAUGACGUACAAGCUGAAGGUUCUGCAGCAGAGUCUGGAGCAGGAGGAGGCGGCGCACAAAGCCACGAAGACCCGACUCGCCGACAAGAACAAGAUCAGCGAGUCCAUUGAGGGAGCGAAGUCCGAGGCGGUGAAGGAUCUGGAGCAGAAGCUGCAGGCCGAGCGUUCCUCUAAGCUGCAGGUGGAGAACCGGCUGCUCGAGCUGGAGAAACACAACUCCAUGUUGGACUGCGAUUACAAACAGGCGCUGCACAAACUCGAUGAGCUGCGCAGACACAAGGACCAACUCACUGAGGAGGUGAAGAACCUGUCUCUGAAGAUCGAGCAGGAGGUCCAGAAGCGCAAUCUGACCCAGAACGACCUGAAGGUACAGAACCAGCAGCUCAGCACCCUGAAGACAUCAGAGAAGCAGCUCAAACAGGAGAUAAAUCACCUGCUGGACAUCAAACGCAGCCUGGAGAAGCAGAUCAUGGAGCUCCGCAAGGAGCGUCAGGAUUCUGACGGACAGAUGAAGGAGCUUCAGGAUCAGCUGGAGGCGGAACAGUAUUUCUCAACGCUGUACAAGACUCAGGUGAGGGAGUUAAAGGAGGAGUGUGAGGAGAGGAAUAAGCUUUAUAAAGAAAUGCAGCAGAAUCUGCAGGAGCUGCAGGAGGAGAGGGACUCUCUGGCCGCUCAGUUGGAGAUCACCCUGACGAAGGCCGACUCGGAGCAGCUGGCUCGCUCCAUCGCUGAGGAGCAGUACUCUGAUCUGGAGAAGGAGAAGAUCAUGAAGGAGCUGGAGAUUAAGGAGAUGAUGGCCAGACACAGACAGGAACUCUCCGAGAAGGACACCACGAUCAGCUCGUUGGAGGAAGCUAACCGCAUGCUAACGAGUGAUGUAGCAAACCUGGCUAACGAGAAGGAAGAGCUGAACAACAAGCUGAAGGAAGCACUGGAUGACUUGCAGAAGCUGAAAGACGACGAACAGUCCAUCACACAGAUGAAGCUCGCUUACGAGAAGCAGCUGCAGUCAGAGAGGACUCUCAAGACACAGGCUGUGAACAAGCUGGCUGAAAUCAUGAACAGGAAAGAAGUGCGUGGCAACGGAAGUCGCCGUGGAAACGACACGGAUGUGAAGAGGAAGGAGAAAGAAAACAGGAAAUUACAGCUGGAGCUACGAUCCGAACGGGAGAAACUCAACAGCACCAUCAUCAAAUAUCAACGUGAAAUCAAUGAAAUGCAGGCGCAACUAGCAGAUGAGUCUGUGAUGCGUGUGGAGCUGCAGAUGGCUCUGGACAGUAAAGACAGCGAUAUCGAGCAGCUCCGAGGCCUCCUCAAUUCCCUCAACGUGCACUCGCUCGACUCGGCCAGCAUGAGCAGCGGCCCCGACUUCGAAACGGACGAAUCGCUGCCAGAGACCAGGUUAGAGGGCUGGCUGUCUCUCCCCGUGAGGAACAACACCAAGCGCUUCGGCUGGGAGAGAAAAUAUGUCGUGGUGAGCAGCAAGAAGAUCCUCUUCUACAACAGCGAGCAGGAUAAAGAGCUCUCCAAUCCCUACAUGGUGCUGGAUAUAGACAAACUCUUCCACGUUCGUUCGGUCACCCAGACGGAUGUGUACCGCGCAGACGCUAAAGAAAUUCCUCGAAUAUUUCAGAUCCUGUACGCUAACGAGGGCGAGAGUAAGAAAGAGCAGGAAGUGGAGCCGCUGCCCAUCGGAGAGAAAUCCAGCUACAUCUGCCACAAAGGGCACGAGUUCAUCCCGACGCUCUACCACUUCCCCACUAACUGCGAGGCCUGCACCAAACCGCUGUGGAACAUGUUCAAACCGCCUCCCGCCCUCGAGUGCCGCCGCUGCCACAUCAAGUGCCACAAGGACCACAUGGAUAAGAAAGAGGAGGUGAUCGCACCGUGUAGAGUGAACUAUGACGUGUCCACGGCGAAGAACCUGCUGCUGUUGGCGUCGUCUCAGGAGGAGCAGCAGAAGUGGGUCAGCAGGCUCGUUAAGAAGAUCCCUAAAAAGCCUCCGGGCCCCGACUGGAGCCACCGCUCGUCCCCUCGCGUCCCCACUAAAGUCCAGGCCAGCCAGUCGAUGAGGAGAACCAGCCGCCAGCUACAGGCCGGGAAAACCAGCUAACCUCACUUUGGGAAUGUGGUGUAACUUCAUGCUGAGGUUGGGCUCUCCUGCUUUCACACCAAGAACUUAACGUUUUUAUAAUGUUUCAUCAAUCCAAACUAGCAAGAAAACGUUACGUUACCGGUUUUGAGCGUUGCCGUGUAGGGACGUCUCCGAGGUUUUCCAGGACCUUAAAAAAAAUCCAGAGAGAGAACUGUGAGAAGAUGAGUUUCUCCAAAUCUUGGAUCUUCACCUUAAGCUCCAGAACUUUUUUCUUCACAAAACCAGAAUGCAAAGCACUCAGAUGGACUGAAGCACCAAAGGGACACACUACAAGAUUGUGGAGGAAUCUGGGAUGUCAAGUUGUUCUUGGGAAGAAAAAAAAAAAGCAAUCCCCCCCCCCCCGUCCUGGAGAUAGGUGUGUGCUGAUACUACAUCAUGAUAAUUGCCCAAACUUUUAUCACGGUUUUACGAUAUCAUCACAAUGCAUCAGAGAAGGACUGAUAAUCUGGUAGCUUUUCAAAGGUACCCAUCACAAAAAAAGAACCAUGACAGGCCUUGAGAUAGCUACACUCUUACACAAAUGUAGGACCCUUAAGGGUUAUUUUGUUGUCUUUCUCUAAAGGGGUUUCAAGUAGAACCUUUUUGGCAAGCAAUGAAACAUUAAUUGUCUAAAAAUAAGGACCUUUAGAAGACUUUCGUAGGCACCUGUCUAUUGGGGCAGCAUUUUAUCUGACAAGGAACCUCAGCAGGCACUCAUAGCUACACUCUUGAAAACUUAUAACCCUUAAGGGUUCUUUCUUUGUCUCUCUGGAAAAACAGUAUUUUACUGUUAGAAGGGAUUCCAAGUAGAACCUAUUUAGCAAGUGGAGAAUCUUUAAAUACAGAAAAUAAGGACCUUUUAGGGGAUUUUCAAUGGUAACCAUCUCAUGGGGCAACAGUGUGACAGUUAAGGAACCCUGGCAUCCACUCUAAGAAACCUUAGGACUCUUAAGGGUUCUUUGGAUGUUCCUCUGGGAAAAGUAUUUCUCCAUCAGAAGGGGUUCCAAGCAGAACCUUUAAAGCAAGUUAAGAAGCCUUAAUUACUGAGAAUUACUUAAUUACUGAGCUUUAGGGGACUUUCAAAGGUAACCAUCUCAUGGGGCAACGCUGUGACAGACGAGGAACCCUGGCAGACACUCAUAACUACACUCUUAUAAACUUCAGUUAAUUCACUAUCAAUCGCUACAUUCUUAGAAAAUGCAGAACCCUUAAGGGUUCUUAGAUUUGGCCAAAGUAAUAUCUUGAACAUUUGUGAAUUCUGCCCAGAUUCUCUUAAAUGGAAUGCCAUAUUUAUAACAGUAUUGAUCAAUAUCGUGAUGUAUCGUAUAACCAGUUCGGCACAUGCCUAAUUUCAUCCACAUUUUAUAUUAAGCUCUACUGACAAGCUUUUUACAUCAGAUUCCAAGAUGGACGAGUCCAGUCCGUGCUUCAUGGUCGCCAUAACUGUUUCCAGGACUGUGGUAGUUGGUACUUUAACACUACGUUAUCAGAUAGAGAACCACCCUACACACACAUGAACAUACACCUGUGUAGAAAGGCACAGCCUGUUUCAUGCUAAUCGAAUAGUGUGGUUUCUCUGUAUUUCACUAUGACCGUGCCUUACAGUGUAAACCGCACCCGCUCUUAACGGAGGGUUAAGUACCUAAACCUGUUCUUAGGGCAGAAUGUUAUGACUGGUUAAGCUGAACAGGAUUCUGACAACAGUGUCCGAAAAGACGCAUUGCUAGCUACAGCGGAUUCUCCAAAGCGUUAAAAAAAAGUCCAAAAUCCCAGAUGUUGUCUUUUUGAUUUGUUUUAAAAAAUAAUUUAAAAAAAAGCAAGUUAUGAUAACAUUUUCUCUUAUUAUGAGAGUCAGAAAACUAGCUGCAUUACUAGAUAAUUAUAACCAACUAUAAUAAUAGCUAUAUAAUAGCUAGCUAUAUAACAAACAUGACUUGGUUGUUUGGUUUGCUAGUUUUGAUUUAUCGCUAACUGUGAUCAUUUCAAGCUAGCUAAUUCGACUAAUUUGUGCUCAAUUUGUUGUUUCGAGUUUGCAGUUUAAUACAUUUCUGGCCACAGUUUUUUUUUUAUUAUUAUAAGUAGGCAUAGAUCAAUCUCAAUUUGAAUAGACCAAAAAAAAAACAUUUGAAUAUGUAGAAAAUAUACAUCACAUCCCCAUGCUAACGCUUUAGUUAAAAAUGUCAAUCCAUAGACACACGUUAAUAAUGGAGACUAGCUGUAAAAGCUGCUUCACAGAUUUAAUUCAUUCGAGCAAUCGCAAUAACUAAGCAAAUUUUGUAAUCAUUACGAGACAUUUAAUAUUUCUAAUUAUGUUCUAAUCUUGGUUUAUGUAAUCUUGCUUCUGAGCAGGUUUGAACUCAGAGUCGUUUUCCAACAACAGCUUCAAUGAAUCGAGAAAUCCAGAAUUAUAUCAAUUCGACAAUCCAGCUGAUUCAGUAAUCUAGGUGCGAAGAACGAGUUCCUGUUGUAGCUAGGAUCUCAAGCUCUGCCUCCUGUCUGUUAUUUUGAUCAUCAUACUUAACCAAUCAAGUCCUUUCUGCCCUGAGAAGAGGUUUGUGUGAGUGAAACUCCCCCACGAGCACUUAACGCACUCCCCCGUGAAUGUAAAGCCCAGAUGGUUGACCGUUUUCAUAUCUGCGUGAAAAAGAAGUACCUUUAUUUUUAUCCUGGGAGGAAAAUUAUUUUUAUUCUAAAAGUGUGCUUACUUUAUCUGGGAUUAGAAUUAAACCCAUAAUUUCAUACAAGAAAUUCUGAAAUCUAUCGCACAUCCAUGUCUGUUCACCUCUGACUAUUUUGUGGUUUGAAGUGAUCCGAGUAUUUUUCUAUAGAGUUCAGCCGAGUGUGUGUGUGUGUGUGUGUGUGUGUGUGUGUGUGUGUG